AUGCAUAUUGAUGUUCCGGAUGUUCCAUUGAAGGAAGCUGUCUUGCAGAAUGUGGACGUACAGAGUCCAUGUGCGGCAAAUGUAAUGAAUAAUUAUGAGGCUAAUGAAACCAUGGUGAAUAAUACUACAAUGGUGACUGAUAAUAUUGAUACAAGUGUGACACGUAUGGUGAAUAAUGAGACGACUAAUGACCACUCUCUGCACGUGGAAGAAGUUUUGCCAUGCAUGGAUGCGGAUGUUGGCCCAGUUGAUAGAUUGUUGAAGAACAUUACAGUGGUGGAGCACCGACUUCAUUUUGAUGCUUGUGGUUCAAAUGUUGAGUCUGGUGGGAAAUUAUGGAUUAUGUGGAAGAAUGAAGUGAACUUGAUUAUUGAUAGUAUGAGUGAACAGCAUAUUACAGUGUGUGUUGUUGAUAAUUUGAAACCUGUGGUUUUGACUUUUGUUUAUGUGAAGUGCACUUAUCAUGAGCGACGUCGUUUAUGGAGUCAACUAGAAGAUUUUAACUAUUCAAAGUCGUGGAUAGUUACGGGGGAUUUUAAUAUAAUUCGGCAUGAUGGGGAAAAAUGUGGUGGUCGUCCUCAUUUGGUUGCUACAAUGGAUGAGUUCAAUGCAUGUUUUAUGGACUUAGUGUCUCGGGUUUGGCUAGAGGAUACUAAUGGUUCAGGUCUUUUCAAGCAGGCUUCUAAGCUUAAAAAGAUGAAAAUUGCAUUAAAGGUUUGGAAUAAACAGGUUUUUGGGCUAACACAGGUCCAUAUUGCAAAAUUGGAAGCUCAUAUUCAGGGUUUAGAGACCAGUUUGCAAGAUGGUUUCUCAACUGAUAUGGAGUCAGAUUUGUUGGCUUCCCAAUUGGAGUUGUUGGUUUGGAUGGAUAGGGAAGAAACUCACCUGACUCAACAAGCUAAACAGACUUGGUUGCAAAAGGGUGAGGGAAUUUUUGGUUUUUUCUCUGCUAUGAGUAAAAGGAAUUGGUUUCUUAUUAAAACAAUGAGGCUUGGGGAUGGGACCAUGCUUACUUCGCCUGAGCAAAUCCAUGCGGGUGCGGUUGAUUAUUUUCAUAGGUUCUCGGAAGCUCGUCUGCGUACAGCACUCCCAGAUUUAGGUGCCUUGGUUGAUCACAUUAUCACAGAAGAAGAUAAUAUUGCUUUAUGUAAAAUCUCAUCCUCUCAAGAGGUUUAUGAUGCACUUUGGUCCAUUCCUCCGAAUAGUUGUUCGGGGCCAGAUGGGUUCAACUCGAGUUUCUUUUAA
This is a messenger RNA of Juglans microcarpa x Juglans regia, 1245 nucleotides long. RefSeq lists its product as uncharacterized. The record is from RefSeq and is a predicted model, not a curated record. The transcript has 4 exons. NCBI's taxonomy places the organism in Eukaryota, Viridiplantae, Streptophyta, Magnoliopsida, Fagales, Juglandaceae. Bases 1 to 1245 code for a protein of 414 amino acids.